AUGCUUGUCGGACGUUGUCUGCUCAUUAGUAUUUUUAUUAUGCUUUGGACAUUCGUAUCUGGCGUUAUAACAAUUGAAGAUAUUCCAAAAAUAAAAACCGAACAAUCGAAAUUCAAUGUUAUACCUAUUCAAACAUCUGAUCAGAUCGAAUGCCACGAGGCUUGCUCCGCGGAUUAUUGUUUUAAAUAUUCAAUUCUAAACAAAAAUUGUACGAAAUUUAUACGUGAUCAAUGUGAUUGUUGUACGGUUUGUCUUCGGAAUGAAAAUGAAAUAUGCGGCGGAAGAUUUAAUGUUUAUGGUAUAUGUGAACAAGAUUUACUUUGCUAUAAAUCAAAUACAAUUCCGGAUAAAAAUCUCUAUGAACAAACAGGAAUUUGUGUCAAAGCAUGUUUAAAAUUUCAAUGUUUAUCAAUGAUUAAAAAUAAUAAAACAACAUGCGAAUGUAUCAAUAGACGUGUACCUUGUAAUGAAAAUCUUUAUCAAAAUACAAAAAUUACUUGUGAAAACCAAGCAGACCUUCACAAAGAACACGAAUCAAGGUUUUUAAAAGCGACUGGUGUGAAAGAAUCAAUCGAUUGUUCAAAUGUCGUCUGUAAUAAUACACCAAUUAGUUCAUCAAGUUGUUUAUCAGAUAGCCACUUUAGUGAACACGAAACGUCUCUAUUGCAAACAUCGUUAUCUCAUUCAAGAAAUCUUUCAUCUAUAUGUUGUGAAGCUCGAGGUCACUGCGUUUGCUCACCCUGCCCAAAAAUAAUGUGUGGUGAAAAUUCCAUCAUUCAAAUUUAUCGUACAGGCAAUCCAAAUAUUCCUGGUCAAUGUUGUGCUCAAUUUAAUUGCAUUAAGAAUUCCCAACAAUGUCAUCAUGAUAAAAAAAUCUACAAUGAGAAUGAAACAUGGUCCAUUGAUCAAUGUACUAAAUGUACGUGUCGUUCGGGUCAUGUCGAUUGCGCCAUGAUACAAUGUCCCAUUCACACACAUUGUGGAUAUAUGUAUAAACCAGAAAAUGAGUGUUGUCCGAAAUGUGGAGGUUGUUUAAGUGCCCGUUCUCAUAUUCAACAUAUGAAUUCAACUUGGAUUGAAUCGAAUGGUUGUAUGCGAUGUUGGUGUGAAGAUGGUCGAUCGCGUUGUAUGGCCGAAGGAUGUAUCGCUCCACCAUGUGAAAAUCCUCGUCAAAUAGCUAACGUUUGUUGUCCUGUCUGUGGCAACGAAGAAAAAGACAAUGAAGAAUAUCUCGACGAUAUUAUUUCACUUCCUCAAUCCGUAUCUCAAACGUCGGUUUAUAAAUGUCCUCAAUUAGACAAUUGCCUACUCGUAUGUGAGCAUGGUUUAACUAAAGAUGAACAUGGUUGUUUUCAAUGUGCUUGUUCAACCAUGUCCUGUCCUUCGCCAUUUUGUACACUUAAAUUUGAUAAUGUAUCAAAUCAGUAUUGUUUGUGUUUACCACCAUCGGGCACGAAUUGUCGACAAUUUCAUUGUGAUAAACAUUGUCCAUAUAAUUAUUCGAUUGAUAAAAAAACUGGUUGUCCACAUUGUGCUUGUAAUCCGUGUCCGCCAUUAAUCUGUUCAAAAAAUUGUACCUACGGAUUAAAGCGCAAUGAUGUUGGCUGUCCUAUUUGUGUUUGUGAAAGUAAUUUUACUUCGACUACAGAAAUUAUUUUACAUUCAUGGCCUCGGCAAUGCCAAUCGGGCUCGUUUUCCUAUUCGAAUGGUGAAAUAUGGUUUGAUGGUUGUCGACAAUGUUUAUGUCAUAAAGGUGAACAACUGUGUGCACUUAUAUCAUGUUCAACGCCGAAAUGUUCACAGCCUGUUAUUCUAUCAAAUCGAUGUUGUCCUUCAUGUCCAGAUAUGCCUAUGUCAUCAGAACCAAUUCCAUCGUCCCAAGUGUGCUAUGCAAGUCAAUAUGUAACUGGUGAAGAACUCGAAUUUGAUAAAUGUACAAAAUGUAUUUGUUUGCAUAACAUUGCAUUUUGUAGUAUAUCAUUAUGCCCACCAUUUCCUUGUUCGUCACCCAUCUAUGAUUCUUCUCUUUGCUGUCCUAUUUGUCCGAAAACAUCAGAAUCAUUAUCAAUAACUGAUAUAUCAAAUAUCAAUGAAGAUGUUUGCAUACUCGACAACGGUAUGAUAAAGCAUGCUGGCGAAUUAUGGAAAACCGAUGAUUGCCAAUCAUGCCUUUGUCCAAAUGAUGGCAGUGGACAAAUUAAAUGUUUUUCACAAAUCUGUAAUCAAUAUUUACCAUGUUCUAAUCCUGUACUUAAAAAAGGUCAAUGUUGUCCUUUUUGUCUUCCACCGACUGCUGCUGUCGCUGUUUGUAUUUUUAAUUUUGUUCAAUAUCGUUCGGGUGAACAUUGGAAUGUAAGCGAAUGUCAUCAUUGUGAAUGUUCACUUGGAACGAUUGUUUGCCAUCAACAUAAAUGUCCCAUGUUAACUUGUAUACAUACUGUAACAUUAUCUGGUCAUUGUUGUCCUAUUUGUCGAGAUCAAUUAUCUUUUAUUAAUGAUCAAGACAAGCUUCCAAUAUCUUCAUCUCGUUUUGGCUUUACAAUCAUUAUUAUAUUUUUUUUUCUCAUUCUUUUUCUUGUCUUCGUUAUUAUUAUUCUUACAAUAUUUUUAUUAAAUGCCGGACGUCGUUCGAUUUCAUCUUCGAAUCAAAUAUCUAAUUUAGAUCAACAUUCGCCAAUACUUUCUCAUCAUCCACCAAUAAUUAAUUCCAAAUCAACAAGUAUGUUUUCCUAUCAAUAUGAUUUAAUGUUGAUAUCAAAAGAUAUGAAAAAUGCAAAACCCAUAUUAUCAUCAUCGAGUAAUAUUCCAAUGGCAUCAAUCGAACAAACAUCAACACAUUCGAUUAUAGGAACAAAUACAACAGGAACAAGUUCAAUUAAUAAUGAACACGAGCCAAUAACAUGGAAUGAAGAUGAUACACUUAUAUUACAAUGUAGUACAAGUAGUAAUGAUGGUGAUUAUGAACAUGAAAUAAUCAGUACUGAUAAUGAAGAAUCUCAUCAUCAUCCUCCACAACUUCAAAUGGAUACUGGACCUCCUACUAUCAUCUAUGUCUAG
Messenger RNA from Rotaria socialis, 3057 nucleotides. The record is from the annotation of a GenBank genome assembly. Lineage: Eukaryota; Metazoa; Rotifera; Eurotatoria; Philodinida; Philodinidae.